AUGCAAUCGGGUUAUUAAGUACGAGAUAUGAAUUUUAUUAUUUCACUUAAGGAAUUAUAGAUUUUGAAAUCCAAAAUCUUGAAUCUUGCUAGGACUCAUUUUUAAAUAAAAGAUUAAACUCAAAUAUUAAUAACAUAAAAAGUAAUAGUAGUUAAAUGCUUUGAGCUAACUUAAUUAAGAAAGAAAUCAAUAUAACAAUUUAAAGUAAAUGAUAAAUAAAUGUAAGAACAGUAAAUUUAUAAUUGCAAAAUUGUAAAUAAUAUAUUGAUUAACUGAAACCUGUAUUUAAAUAAUUAUAGUAUCCAUAGAGAAAAUAAUAGGAUUAAUAAAAUCAUUAAUUUUUCGAAUAAUACUUCGAUUAGAAUUGUGAAAAAUAGGAAAAUGCCAUAUUCAGAAACUUAAAAUUAAUUAAUCUUUUUUAAGAUAUUUCUCAGCAAUCUUUUUUAAAUUCUUUAGAUUUCACCAAAAUUUAGGUUAAUUUAUGUCAAUUCUAUUUGAUUUUAAUAUAAGUUUAUAAAUAGAAUGAGAAUUAGUCUCUGAAUAAUCUCUGCUAAAAUGUCAAUAAUCAUACAUACAUAGAUUUACAAUUGUUUCGUUUGUUCUUUAUAUAGGGUUAAAUGAAACAGAGAUUGCAAUCUAAUGAAUGA
Paramecium octaurelia is the source of this 647-nucleotide messenger RNA. The record is from the annotation of a GenBank genome assembly. NCBI's taxonomy places the organism in Eukaryota, Ciliophora, Oligohymenophorea, Peniculida, Parameciidae.